Molecule: messenger RNA, 222 nt
Organism: Microdochium trichocladiopsis
Lineage: Eukaryota; Fungi; Ascomycota; Sordariomycetes; Xylariales; Microdochiaceae
Exons: 1
Molecular function (GO): protein binding
Source: RefSeq, a predicted model, not a curated record
CAGAGUGGGGACUACGACGACGCUCUUCAGGCUGCUUCGUCAAGAGGACACGAGGCUAUUGUAAGAGUGCUUCUUAACAAGGGCGCCUACAUCAACAUGCAAGGCGGAUACUACGGUAACGCUCUUCAGGCUGCUUCGUUCGAAGGACACGAGGCUAUCGUGAAACUGCUUCUUCACAAGGGCGCCGACAUCAAUAUGCAAGGCGGAUACUACGGCAACGCU